Molecule: messenger RNA, 237 nt
Organism: Aspergillus ruber CBS 135680
Lineage: Eukaryota; Fungi; Ascomycota; Eurotiomycetes; Eurotiales; Aspergillaceae
Exons: 4
Coding region: 1-237 (78 amino acids)
Biological process (GO): kinetochore assembly; chromosome segregation; mitotic cell cycle
Cellular component (GO): nucleoplasm; kinetochore
Molecular function (GO): protein heterodimerization activity
Source: RefSeq, a predicted model, not a curated record
AUGGUGGCCACUCAGAAGCUCUAUCCUCGCGCGACUGUCAAGCGCAUUGUCAAGGCUCAUGCAAACCGAAAUGUGAGCAAGAAUGCCGACAUUCUGAUUUUCCUGGGCUACAUGCUUUUCAUGCAGGAGUUGAUGCGCGAGUCGUCGAUUCGCUCGCGAAAGGCAGGCGAGAAGCAACUAUCUGCGAACAGUGUCCGGAAAGUGACAGAGAGGACACUGCGGAAGUUCAAGGGUUGA